Lethenteron reissneri (Far Eastern brook lamprey) is the source of this 5427-nucleotide messenger RNA. It is a transcript of the gene SUPT7L, whose product is annotated as SPT7 like, STAGA complex subunit gamma. Gene Ontology annotation, molecular function: transcription coactivator activity; protein heterodimerization activity. The record is from RefSeq and is a predicted model, not a curated record. NCBI's taxonomy places the organism in Eukaryota, Metazoa, Chordata, Hyperoartia, Petromyzontiformes, Petromyzontidae. Gene Ontology annotation, cellular component: SAGA complex.
AAUCGUAGCACUGCGCGUCUGACAAAGACGAGGUCGAAGCGCUUAGCCUAUCGUGGUUUCAUGUAAUGUAAAGUUUAGCAAUGAUUUGGAAUCGUUUAGCAUAGCAAGCUAUGUAUGUACGUACUGCACUCUAUUUUGUAUUACAUGGUGGUAUAGGUAAACAUGUACUAGCACGACUAGAGUGCCACAGUAUUGCAUAGUAUAUGAAUUGUGUUGUAUAGUUUAUAACUACACUGCGGUCUUACUCUCGAUUACGGUGUGUGAACUGGUGUACUGACUUACGCACGUUUAUGUACCUACAGUAUUACUCACACCAACCUCAAUCUGUGCACUGAUCGUAACAGUUAAAGGGUGCAGCCCUGCAACUCAGAAUCGUAAUAUUGGCAUAGACUGGAGGAAUCCGAUGAGCUAUAAAGCUUUUUCACACAUGUUUAGUAGGGGCGGGUCAGACAGUAACAACAACAAACAUUACAGGAGGGCAAAUAUAGAAUUCCCUUCCACUCCAGGGUAUUUGGUCUACUCUUCCACGCUGACCAGACGUCUUGGUGGGAGUGCCCCACAGUGUUAGAACUAUAGUUUAAUGCGGUACUGUAUGCGGGUAAAUUUAUACUUCAUGUGCACAUCUUUGAUGCGAAACUAAAUGUAAAGUACUGAUUAUGCGUACAAAAAAAUGCAACACUUUCGUUUAAAUUACACAUUGCCUUAAAAGGGAAAACCAUAUAUAGGCGACGAUUUGGACAGUGGCCCGUUCAUAGCACAUACAUAAAUAUUUAUAUCUAUCUGUUUAACGCAGUGUUAUUGAUGAACGUGAGAUUUAUUUGUUAAUUGUGCACCUACUACAUAGUGUAUACACCUCGACUUUACUAGUUAUUUCUCUUUUUUUGUAUUUAUCAAUAUUUUAUUGGUUGCCACAGUUAUUCCAUUUAGUCCAGAAACUUUAUGUUUUUCAUAUUAUAAAUAACGGUUGUUUUUCUUCUUCAAGCGUGGCAUCUAGAACAUUGUUUUCUCAAAUAUAUUAAUGUGCUAUAACUAUCUCUCUAUUAAUCCAGUGUUUAUGGGUCUUUCUUGCUUUUAUGCUCCCAGUUAUUGAUGACGUCUGCAAUUGCAUUUGUGUUCUCUGAUAUUUCUCAUUCUUUUCCUAUUUACAGAGUGGUUUCAGAUUAUGUGUUCUCUGCCAUUUUUUUCCUUGCCCUCAAUACGUGGUACACUGUUCAUUCCUGUGGGUGUUUCUUGAUUUAAAGUGCUGACAUCCAUUUAAUAAUUUUACUUCUCGUGGUAUUUUAAUCUGUUGCGUAUCGUAUAUAUUUAGAUACAUCCUAUACUAUACCACAUGAUAUUAAUAAUCUUGUUUCUGCAUGCAGGCGGUGUUGUCUUCUCUGCUGAAGUGUACCUUGCAAUUCAUCAGUCUAGUCACUUCCGAUGUUGAAAUUACUGACAUUUUACAGCCUGGCGUACGUCCAUUAUGAUCAAGUUUUAAUUCUCAUUGUGGGCUCUUCCAUGUCCAUUUCCAAGAUUCCUUCUUUUUGAAAACGAUGUUCAUCAUCUUCAAGAUGCUGCUAGCUACAAAUUCUAAGCACCAUUCUCUUUCAUUUCAGAAUCAGAAUCUUUAUUUAUACUGAAGGAAUCCGAUUUCUCCAAUGCAGUACAAAUCUUACCUAUACUUCUCUUGUCUGGUCAUUUUAACUACUUUUGUUUGAAAGUCACAUUCACAUUAUAAACCGUGUUAUUCUUCUUGGUUCUUUCGGUAAAGUCACGAAGAUGAAUCCCUGCAGUCACGAAAGCUUUAAAUCGAAAUUUAACCGUGUUAUUGUUUAUUCAUAUAUGUUUGCUUAUUAAUGUUCAAAUACUCUAUAUGCAUGUUUUUAAUUUAUACACAUUACCAAGUGCAUAUUAAAAUAGCCAGUCCUCGGUAUAUAAUACUUUGUUAAAUAACACAACCCUGUACUGGGCAAAAUACUUUACAUAUUACUUUAUAUACAUUUUUGUAAUCCUCUGGACAUAUAGAUCACUAAUAUUUUACAUAGCACUGUGGGUGAUAUUUUUGACAUAACAGUUAAUCGUAAUUAUGAUACGUGUAAACCUGUGAAAAGAAUAAGGCUUCAUAAUUAGUCAUUGCUUUUUCAACACUGUGCUGAAUGAAGUCAUUAACAAAGCAAACUCUUGUAAAUCUUUCAGGGCUUUGUAUGCCAUCACGUUAGAAAAACAACAGUAACAACGAAAGGCAAAACAGCAGGGACAAGAUGAUGAGGUACUGGGGGGAGAUCCCAGUGUCUCCCAGUCAGUCACUGCGCAGUGCCGUGGAGCUGCUCCAGCCUGAGCCCCGUGCGGCAGAGGUGCGGGAGCCGGCAAUGCUGCAGCCUUGCGCAGUCAGCCCGGCCCGGACCACUGACUCCGGGGUCCCUGGACUGCACGUCAUGCACACCAUCCGCCUGCUGCAGUACAACCGGCGCCUGCGUGGGCUUAUCAGUAGCGCCCAGCAGCAGCAGGGGGCAGGUGAGGUGGUGAAGAGCGAGGAGGUGGAACCACUGCCCCCACUGCCCAGCCCCCCACCGCUGCCCGAAGAGCUCGCUUCCAUGGGCACUGAGCUUGGCAGCAGCAACCUGGGGGGCUCAACGCUCAGAAUGCGGCUCCGUGACCCGGACAUGGAGACGGGUGAUUUCUACAGAGGCUGUGGAGAACCCGUGAUGGAGGUGAGCUCUGCGGAGAAUCGCCAGCUGCUGCACAGAGCUGUGGUAACGGCACUGGCACAUGCUGGCUUUGAUACUGCUAUGGAGUCAACACUAGAGACCCUGACGGACAUUACCCAUGAAUUUAUGCUCAAACUGACGAAGCUGCUUCGUGUAACAGUGGACCGGGAAGCACAGACGGGCCAGACAGGCUUUCCCGAUGCCAUAGAGCAAGUGUUCCAGGAGACGGGGCUGGGCAGCGUUCUGGAUCUCCAGGAGUUCUGGCAGGAGCGUGUGGUCGACUACCACGCUUAUGUGCUCUCGGCGAGCAGGCACUUGGCAGAGGAGUAUGAGAGGCUGCUUAACCCUGAAAGGGUAUUGUCCACGAUGCUACGCGUGAAGGAGGAACCAUUGGGAGAGCAGAUCAGUUUCCCUGUGAGCGAAGAAAGUGAAACUGAGCAAACAGCUACUGAUCAACAGCCGUUGCAGUUAGAAAUUGAGGGCCCAGAACAAUCCAGCAGCAAUGCAGGCACAGACAGUGGAGGGGAUGUGUCGCCUAUAUGGAGCCUGGUGCAGGUGAAGGCAGAGCCUCAGGAGUCAGAUGAGCCUCCUCCAGGCAUGUUGGUUGGCUGUGAAGGUGGCUUUGAUGAGCCAAUGUCAGCUCUGAGUGAAGGUGGCAUUGCACUGACACCCAAUACCACUGCUUCAGAUGGCAGCCACUUGUGUCCCACACCGGACAGCAUCGCAACAGCAUCUCCACCUAUGUUUGGACAAAGGCAACGUAAAAAGUUCAAAAAGAUGUGAGACAGUGGUAGAAGAAUGCUGGCCAGCCUCGUCAUGCUUGGCUGUGCCAGAUCAAGAUUGACUCGGGUCUCUCUGCUGUGGUGGCAGGAACAGUUGCAAGUGACUGGCUGGGGUGGAGGGUGCCACAAGCCCAUUGCUGGUCAAGCACAGAUGCAGUAGAAGUAGGAAUGAUAGUAAUGCAUUAUCAUCAUCAUCUGCCAUUAUCAUUUCACUACUGGAUUAAAUUCUCCCCAAGCCACCACUAUCUCUCAUAGUCCUACAAUCGCAGCAUGCCAUAUAGCACCUGCACAUGAUCUGAUGUCAUCUGCACCGCCGUGUUUUUUGCUUUUGCUGCCACUCCGUUGUGAGUCUUGGCUACUGGCCAUCAUUCCUUCUUGCAUUGCCCUUGUUUUUCUUUACCGUCAAGAUGUCUAACCUGCCUAUGUUCACUGGUGCAGGCUUUCGGCUUCCUUUCUCUGUAAAUACCAGCAUGCACCUCUCCAUGCUUUUAAUGUAACAUAUUUGAUUUCAGAUAAAAACAAAGAAACCUGAUCAUAGCAAAUGAUACAUUUCCCAUGUAAUAUUAUUUCGUGUAAUGUAUGUUGAGUUUGAAAAACUGCCAGUCUAAAUUUGUUUUACAUUAAAAGAACAGUUUUGUUUUAUGGUAUAAAUUCAUCUAUAAUAUGCAUACUAUUUACGAGUCAAUUGUCUGAAAAACUGGUAAAAGAAAGCGCAAGUCAUUUCAUUGUAAAAUAUAUUGGUGAAAAUGCAACCACUAACAGUCAAAUCCCCACUUGUAAAAAUGCAUGAUUACCUGUAUAAUUCACCCGAUGUGUUAGAGUGUUAUAUUCCUUAAACCGAUUGUAAUGGGUGAUAUUAUGCAACCCUCAUGAGUCAAUAUGUAUUGUCCUUUGGCUUAUCUGGAGCAAGUAGAUGUGACUUAAUGGUUAUCAUUCUGUUUUGUCUUGGGUAAUACAGAACAAUUCUUAUAUUUUAAGCUCUCUUUGAAAAUGUUGAGGAAACGCCAAUUUUAGCUAAUGUCGUGAUUAAUUUUGAACUGAGAAACAGCUUUGGAGAUGUUAUUUGCGCCAAUGUUUUGACAUUAAAAAGAAGAGCUUGGAUGCUGCAUGGAUUUUCACCGAUUCCACUUACAAUACCACAAAUCUGGCUGUCGCUUGAUGAAGCUAGUUGUAAUAGCUGGCAAAACGUCGUACUCCGAUUGUAAAUGUUGUGGCUUGGCUCUCCAACACACCGGUGUGCUGUACUAGUGACGAAUUGGCAUGUUCUGUUUACGUGACAACCCUUACUAGUUGGCUGUGUCGGGUGGUGGCGGGUUUUAACGACACAUUUACGCGAUCUCACCCAAAAACCUCUUAUGGAUGAUAUUGGUCGCGAAAGCCUACGUGUUAAAGUUACGUGAAAUAAGUUAAAUAUUAAGGUUUGUAAGAGUGCAGUGCAUACAUCUAUAUUAAUUUGUAACGAUACUUUUAAAUGUUGUCUUUGCCUCUUGAAGAAUUUGUGGGCGUUGUACUCAAAUGGAAGUUACUGUGUUUAUUCCCAUCUGCUCUCUAGUGUCUCCUUAUGGUUAAUAAUAAUUGAACCGUUGUUGGCCAGGUUUAUUUUAUGAUUGUAACAAGGAUUUAUUCAAAUGGGAGUCAAAGGAAAUAGAGAAAAUAAUUCUAGUUCCAUUAAAAUAAACGAAUUAGAUGAAUGAAAGUGUCUAGCAUGUACAUUCUCAUUAAUACUAAAGUUUUGUAUUAAUAAUAAUUAUAUUGUAAUCAAUGAUUAACUUAGGAUCAUCAGGUAGGUUUCAUAAAAUGCCAGUUUUUUGGUCAGAAGCAACAUUCAUUUUACACUUUGCUGCUCAGCUUGACCUGAAGCUCAGAAAUAUUCAUCAUCUCUGUGUGUUGGACUGCUACGAUGCAUUUCCAAUUUGUGUUCAUAAAUAAAACAGUAUGGAAUGAUUUCCGACAGCGCA